AUGUUAAAAUCUCAACCACUUCUAUUAGAAAUUUCAGAAAAUAUUCAACAACAACGAAUCAAUGUAGAAAAUGAUUCAGAUCUUAUGUUUUCGAUUAGAGACGGAUAUCACGGUUAUCGAUUUGAUCAAGAUAGUCUUUUAAUCCAGUUGUAUUUGGAUGAUAUUGGUUUGACGAACCCACUUGGUGCAAAACGUGAUAAACAUAAAAUGACUAUGGUUUAUUUUUCUUUGGAAGAUGUUCCCGAUAAAUAUCGAUCCAAACUUGAUUUCAUUCAAUUAGUUGCUGUUUGUGAGAGCAAAACUCUCAAAGAUGACAUCAAAGCUCAGCGUUUCUUUGCACCGAUAAUUGAAAAUUUAAACAAGUUACAAUUACAUGGUAUUUCAAUUAACGGCAUUCAUCUUACAUUUUCUUUUUCUACCGUUGUCGCUGACAAUCUAGCAUCCCAUUUUGUAGGUGGUUUUCAAUCUUGUUUCAGUAGUGGUCAUUUUUGCAGAAGAUGUUAUAUUACAUAUCCAGAGAAGAAUUUACCAAUUCCAUUAUCACAAAUUCCAACUCGAUCAAUGAUUGACCACGAUGAUCUUGUUGAUAAGAUCAUCAAUGAUCCUAAUAGAGUAUCUUUGAAGGGUGUUAUUGGACCAAGUCCUUUACGGGAGCUGAUUGGUUUUCAUGCGAUAACAUCAUUACCACGAGAUCUUAUGCAUGAUUUUAUUGAAGGGAUAUGUCCAAUGAUAAUAAUUUCUUUACUCAAACAAGCGUCUGCAUUACGAAUUUUAACAUAUAGUGAGAAUGCUUUUGUUUUUUAUUAA
Rotaria sp. Silwood1 is the source of this 807-nucleotide messenger RNA. NCBI's taxonomy places the organism in Eukaryota, Metazoa, Rotifera, Eurotatoria, Philodinida, Philodinidae. The record is from the annotation of a GenBank genome assembly.